This is a messenger RNA of Rhagoletis zephyria (snowberry fruit fly), 762 nucleotides long. Its product is annotated as heterochromatin protein 1-like. Gene Ontology annotation, biological process: DNA topological change. The record is from RefSeq and is a predicted model, not a curated record. NCBI's taxonomy places the organism in Eukaryota, Metazoa, Arthropoda, Insecta, Diptera, Tephritidae. Gene Ontology annotation, molecular function: DNA topoisomerase type II (double strand cut, ATP-hydrolyzing) activity; DNA binding; ATP binding.
AUGGAUGACGAACCUGAAGAAUAUGCUGUCGAGCAAAUUGUCGACAAGCAAAUCGAAAACGGAAACGCCAAGUAUCGCGUAAAAUGGGAAGGUUACAGCUCUUCUGAAAAUACUUGGGAACCUUUGGAAAACUUGACAGAUUCUAUGAACUUGGUCACUGAGUUUGAAAACAAGUGUCGCAAUUCCCGUUGUUCAAAAAGAGUUGUCAAUUACGCUGAAAAGAAAAGCGAUUCGCCAGCUGAUGCAAAGAAUGAUGACACUGUCUCUGAAGAUGAUGACGAUGAUGACUUUCUGGCAGAGGAUGAAGAAAAAAGCGAAAAUGAUGACGUUUACCAAAGUGCUGAAGAAGAUGAGGAUGAUGAUAUGAGUUUAAACGAGUCUGAUUCUGAUGAGGAAAAUGUCGAUAAACACCUCUCGACCGGUGAUAAGCAAACCGACGCACUUUCAAGCAACUUAGUUGACGCUGAAUUUGCUGGAACAGCUCAAGCUAAGCAAACAACUUUGAUAAUAGUAGAAGGGCCUUCAGCUAUGAAAGCAGUCAAAUCUGGUUUAUUUGUGCUUGAGAAAAGUUUUGUUGGAAUUCUUUCACUACAAGGAAAACUGAUAAACGCAAAGGAUUCAACUGAUGCAAAAGUAAAGAGCAACAAGUGGAUUAAAUUGAUUGUCAGCAGCCUAGGACUGGACUUUAACAAGAAGUACACUGNAAAAAGUGAACAAGAAAAAUUGCGUUACGGAAAAGUCCUAAUUAUGGCAGAUCCUGAU